Messenger RNA from Setaria italica (foxtail millet), 1297 nucleotides. RefSeq names its product bidirectional sugar transporter SWEET11. Gene Ontology annotation, biological process: carbohydrate transport. The record is from RefSeq and is a predicted model, not a curated record. The transcript has 5 exons. Gene Ontology annotation, molecular function: sugar transmembrane transporter activity. Gene Ontology annotation, cellular component: membrane. The coding region runs from base 165 to 1016 and encodes 283 amino acids. Lineage: Eukaryota; Viridiplantae; Streptophyta; Magnoliopsida; Poales; Poaceae.
UCCAUCGCAGAGGCACACGAGUUAGGAAGGGAGUAGUGUAGUGGGCAGGAGCUCAGUUGACCCCUCUGAUCUUUCUCUUGGAACGAAAGAGAAGGACAGAUAUCGGCCCCUGUCUCGUCACCCUAGCGACUAGGGCUUUAGCUAGCUUGCUUGAUCCUGUCGCGAUGGCAGGAGGGCUCUUCUCCAUGGAGCACCCGUGGGCCUCUGCUUUUGGCAUCCUAGGCAACAUCGUCUCCUUCCUGGUGUUCCUCGCGCCAACGCCGACGUUCCUGCGCGUGUACCGGAAGAAGUCGACGGAGGGGUUCAGCUGCGUGCCGUACGUGGUGGCGCUCUUCAGCUGCAUGCUGUGGAUCUUCUACGCGCUGGUGAAGACCAACUCCAGCCCGCUACUGACCAUCAACGCCUUCGGCUGCGUCGUCGAGUCCGUCUACAUCCUCCUCUACCUCCUCUACGCGCCGCGCGCCGCCAGGAUCAGGGCACUCGCCUCCUUCCUCCUCCUCGACGUCGCCGCCUUCUCGCUCAUCGCCGUCGUCACCCUCGAGCUCGUCGCCGGGCCGCACCGCGUGAAGGUGCUCGGCAGCAUCUGCCUCGCGUUCUCCAUGGCCGUCUUCGUCGCCCCCAUGAGCGUCAUCUUUGUUGUGAUCAGGACCAAGAGCGCCGAGUUCAUGCCCUUCUCCCUCUCCUUCUUCCUCACCCUCAGCGCCGUCGCCUGGUUCUUCUACGGCCUCUUCACCAAGGACCUCUACGUCACGCUCCCGAACGUGGGCGGCUUCUUCUUCGGGUGCGUCCAGAUGGUGCUCUACUGCUGCUACCGGAAGCCCAAGCCGUCGGCGUCCGUGGUCCUGCCGACGACGGCCGCCACCGCGGCGGCGCAGGCGGCGGAGAUGGAGCUGCCCCUCGCCGCCCUCGACGCGAUGGCCGUGAUGCCGGCGUGCGCCGUCCCGGUGCUGGCCGACCUGCAGAAGCUGGAGGAGGCGGUGGGGUCGCCGCGCAAGGCCGGCACCAAGGCCAUUUGACCCAUCGCGCCCUUGCACGCCGCCCCCGUGGCUGGCGUGCCUGUGCUAGCCUGACUGCCUGAACCUGAUGGAAGUGAAGCGCGAUGCGUCUAUGCUCUUGGUGAAAUGGCUUGUUGGUUGACUGAAAUUAACUGCAUUUCAGUAUACGUGUGUAUCUUCUUUUAAUCGUUUGGUUGGUUGGUUUGGUUUGGAGAAUUUGGAUUUGUGUGUUUUUGUUAAGUUUGUACUGAUGCAAAUUAAUCUGCUGAUUUGGGAAAAUAAAAAGAGGUAGCGUGCACGCG